Mycosarcoma maydis (corn smut) is the source of this 3795-nucleotide messenger RNA. RefSeq lists its product as uncharacterized. Gene Ontology annotation, cellular component: spindle pole body; spindle; cell tip. Bases 1 to 3795 code for a protein of 1264 amino acids. The record is from RefSeq and is a predicted model, not a curated record. The transcript has a single exon. Gene Ontology annotation, molecular function: nucleic acid binding; zinc ion binding. Gene Ontology annotation, biological process: nuclear migration involved in conjugation with cellular fusion; establishment of mitotic spindle orientation. Lineage: Eukaryota; Fungi; Basidiomycota; Ustilaginomycetes; Ustilaginales.
AUGUCGGGCUUACCGACCACGCCCAGUAACACUCACCUCCGAUCCGGUCUGCCUACACCGUCGGCAGGAUUGAGACGUAUCUCGCCCGUGGCUACCUCGAGUGUCAGCCCUGGUGUGGACAGCCCCGACACACGAUUUAAAAAGCAGACGCUGGCAGAAGCCAUCUCAAAGAACGAUCCAGCAAAGUAUCGAAUCUCGUCUUCGAUUUCCUCUCCAACCGCCAGGGAGAACAGCGAUGCAGACGACAACUCUCCGCUGCUGACAGCAGGUCGUCUGCCUCGCUCCUCUCUACUCUCACGCAGAUCGCAUUCUUCGCUUCGAUUCGACACGCCACCCAACAGAGCCGCUCCUCUUCCGUCUCACGCCUCACCAUCGGCUUCCGAUGUUUCUCCUAGCUCGGCGAGCGCAUUGGUUCGUACCCGAAGCCCACUACCAGCUAGCAACGCCAGCACAUCCAAAACAGUGGCAACACCCAAAAGAUACUCGGAACUAAAUGGACGUACCAGCUUUACUCCAUCUACAAUCAGCAGGACCCCCUCGCACACCUCUUCCACCACCGCUUCUCGCGCGAGAGAACAUGUUCGACGUGGACGCGAGCUUGAGAUUGGCGACCUCGUUCGCAUGGAAGGCUCUGACCUCGUCGGCGUGCUUCGACAUCUCGGCCCCGUCGAAUUCAAGCCUGGCUUCUACGCCGGCCUCGAGCUUACAGGCGAUAGUGUAGGCAAAGGAAAAAACGAUGGCAGCGUCCAAGGGACCCAGUACUUUGCAUGUGCCCCGGCAAAUGGCGUCUUCUGUCCAGCCUCCAAAGUGGUGGCAAUCAACCAUGCUCCUCCUACCGAUGCCGUGGCUCGGCCGGCUUCAUCCAUGUCCAACAGGCCAUCGUCGCGUGCCUCGGAUGCACCAGACCGCUCGGGCGCCAUAACACCUUCACGCAGACGAGCUAGCAUCAUCUCGCGCCCGCCUUCAGCUACGCCUUCACGCGCCUCUUCACGCCUCAGCGUACGUCCCCCCUCGGUCGCAUCUGUCAAUAGACCCACCUCGGCAAUGAGCACAUCCCGUCCUGUCAGCCGUCUCACCGCUCGCAAAAGUAUUGCGCAUACAUCUAGCGCACGCGCCGAUGACGCACCGAAUGUGCACCAGCAAACCCAACUGAGCCCGGUGCGCAACGCUGUGUCCACCACAUGCUCACUGGCGGCAAGAACUCCUCGCACUUCGAUCGCUGGCGUGCGCGCCGCGUCCAGCGUGGUUCCGAGCACGCCUUCUCUCGCAAAGAAGCGGCAGAGUCUGGGUGGUAUUCCAACGCCUCGAGCUACCAAGGGGCGUGCAUCCAUGUUUGCUCGACCCGGCGGUCUACCCGUAAGCUCUGAUGCAAGCAUGCCGCCGCCUCCAAGCCCGAGCAAAGAUGCACGCACCGAGCGCGCAGCCAGCGUACUCGCCUUGCGCUCCAACAGCCGACUUGGUGCUGACACUUUGGCUGUCGAGAGCUCGCCCGUCUCGCAGUCAGAGCCUGGCGUGUCGACCGACUUGAAUCUCGAAAAGAACCGCGCGCUGCUCGACCUUAUGGACCUUACGCCACGCAAAUCAGCGCAGCUCGUUUCUCGCUCCGAAUCCAGAGCAGAGAGUCGUGCAGGCAUUCGCGAUGGCGAUCUCACACGCGAUUCGGUGGCCGAAGCGGUGGUGCCCCUUUCGUUGUAUGAAGAGCAGAUGGCCGAAUUUGAACAGCUGCGUGCUCAAGUGGAACAGCUUGAAAAGCAGAAUGCUGAACUGCGUCGGGCGCAAGAAGCUCGAAAAGCGCGCAGAUCCGAGGUGCGCUCCAACGAGGCCAUCCUGGAGGCCGAACGAGCCAAGAUGCGAGCCGAAGCACGCGAGAGGCAAACCGAAAUGGAGGAAGAGCGACGUAUCGAACGCAACGACGAGAUUCGUCGACGUAAGGAGAUCGAGGAUCGCGAAAAGGAGCUCAAGGAAAAACUUUUCGAGACGCAGCAGCAGCUUGACAAGAGGGGCGAUGAUCACGAGCGGCAGCAAAAGGAAUUGGAAAGCCGCGCAAAGAGUCUUGAGCUCAAGCUGGAAGCCAGCGAGCAACUUGUCACAGAGAUGAAGGAUCGCAUUCAACAGCAAUCGGCGCUCGAACAACGCGGCGAAACAAAGGAAGCGCUCGAGACGCAACUCAAACUCAAGGAUGCCGAGAUCAACAGUCUCAAAGCGUCGCUCAAAAGCAUCGAGGACCAAGCUCAUACGGCUCGGGACGAUUUGAUGCGCCAAAUCGACGAGCUCAAGGAUGCGGGUCGUGAGACCAUCAGCCUGUACGAGCAGAGGAUCGAAGAGAUCGAAGUCGAGAGGAUCCAAGUGUUGGACAAUAUGCAGCUGCUGCAGGACAAGGCGCAGGAAGCUAUCCGAGCAGCCGAGGCGCGUGUCGAGGAAAUGCAGGCAGCCCACGCAUUGUCUCAGCGUGGAAAUCGCCUUGAAGCCGGCUCGGCUGCUGCGAUCGACAAUGAAGCGUUGCGCGAGCAAGUGGCUCACUUACAGGACAAGCUAGGCAAGUACGAAGACCAGAUCUCUGAGGGCGCACUCGCGCUUGAGAAGGAGAAGGAGUAUGCGCAAAAGAGGCGCGACAAGUCGCACGAGGUCGAGACCAGCCUGAAGAACGAGCUGAAGCGCAUGCGUGCCGAGCUGGAGCGCACGCAGAAAGCGGGCAAGGAGCAACACGUGCUUCUCGAGGAGACGCGCCAUGCUUUACAGGAAAGCCAGCAGGCGCUGGAGCGCGAACGUGCCGAGCUCGAGGGAUUGCGAGCAGAUGCCGAGAACUUCAAUGUGCUCAAAACAGGACAUGACAGCAGCUCUGCCUCGGCAGGACAAGCCGAGUGGGCUAGCGAAAGACGAGGACUGGAAGCCAAGCUGGAGCAAUAUCGGCAAGAGAGGGAUGCACAGCUGGAAGCCAAAGAGACCGAACUUUGUCAGCUGCGAUCAAGGCUGGAUGCCAACACAGUGGAGGAUAAGAAAGAUGCACAUCGGCUAUCUGGCGCCUCGAACGGCUCGUCAGCGAACCAAGUGUCGGGACUGAGCUAUCUUGUGCGUCAGCUAGGCGACGAGAAUGUCGACAUCAAGGCCAAGCAAAAGCUGCUGGAAGCGGAUCUCAAAGCACGCACUGAGCAAGCCGAGACCAAGGCGCGCGCUUUCGAGCUGAUGGUUGAGUCACUUGAAAAGCAACUUGAGGCGCAUCAAGGCGCUGCGCGAGCUGCAAACACAUGCGAACUGGCACACAUGCUGGCGGAUCGGGAAGCACGCCUGGAAAACAGCGAGAGCAAGCUGGCCGAUUUGCGAUCGAUGCUGGCGGCCAGUAAGAUGGAAAGACGCGACUCGACCGACUCGUUACAGAAGGAGGUUUUGCACCUCGAGACGCUGGUGGAAGCACGCAUCUUUCGAGAACAAGAGCUGAUGGCAGAAGUGGAGCGACUUUCGCGGCAACUGGAAGAGCGAGGCGACACGAAACCGACCAAAGAUGCAUCAGCCGAGAGGCCAGUAGACAGUGCAAAGUGGACAUUGGCCAUGGGAAUGCCAUUGCGACAGAGAGACGCGUCGGAGGAGGAAGAGGAACUCAAUUUCUGCGGGCUAUGCUCGAAGCGCGGCCACACGUUGGACCGGUGCGACAAGCUGAUGGAGCCAACCAACUCGGUGCUACCGAGCUCGAACGGCGCUUCCGGCUUGGAAGCGCAGGGAGAGUCAGAGCCGUGCGAUGACUGUGGCGAGGUGGGACAUCGAUUUGAGGACUGCCCGUACGCAGCCGAGAUUUUCUGA